Molecule: messenger RNA, 1239 nt
Organism: Electrophorus electricus (electric eel)
Lineage: Eukaryota; Metazoa; Chordata; Actinopteri; Gymnotiformes; Gymnotidae
Source: RefSeq, a predicted model, not a curated record
AUGGAGUUAAUUUGCCACGAACACAAGGAGUUCCUGUCGACUUCAGGAGCUUUCCCAACGCCCCGCCGCCCCAUCAGGGCUUCGUCCGACCCGGUGCUGGCCCGGGAUGGCCGCGUAUUGCAGAACCUCGUCCAUCUACAGAGAGCCAACGUUUCUGGAUCUUAUUUCAGAAACGUCCAGACGGACCUGCAUCCAUAUAUGCGAAGGCUUUUAACCAUUUGGAUGCUGCAGGUGUGUGAGGAGCAGAAGUGUGAGGAGGAAGUGUUCCCACUGGCCAUUCAAUACUUGGACAGGUAUAUGGCCCGCUUUCCUGUCCACAGAACAAACCUGCAGCUGCUGGGAACCACCUGCAUGUUUCUGGCCUCCAAACUCCGAGAAACGGUUCCUCUGACUGCUGCCAAGCUCUGCAUCUACACCGAAAAUGCUGUUUCUGUCUCCCAACUGCUGGAGUGGGAGAUGAUGGUGGUGUCCAGGCUGGACUGGAACCUGGGCUCGGUGCUUCCCUCUGAUUUUGUUGAGCCGUUACUGCAGAGCUUUCCUGUCUCUCCUCAGAGCCUUGCGGUCCUGCGCAGACACACUCACGCCUACAUUGCCCUGGCUGCCACAGAGUUCACGUUUUCAGUGCAUCUACCAUCCACUUUGGCCUGCUCUUGUUUGGCAGCUGCCGUGGUCCGCCUGCAGCUCCUGGAGGGAACCGUCUCCUCUGAUUCACUCUUGCAGGUCAUGGCUAACAACUUUAGUAUCAACCUGGUGUGUUUGAGUAACUGCUAUGCUGAAUUGGAGGUCACUCUCAAGCUCAGUCUAUACUCCCCCUCCACCACCAAGGUUGCCAGCAGAUCUGAGCUCAACACACCUGUCAAUGUCCAGGAGGUCAAGCUGUCUCCCCGCCAGGCUAUUGGUCAGACCCACUCCAAGCACAGACAUGACGAGCGUAAAGAAGUGGGCGCCUUCACCUCUCCGGGUCCUACACCUGUCCGCCAGGCUCUUCUCACACCCACGCGCUUCCAGUCGAUGGGGGCGGCCUCCCACGACCCCCGCCCACAGCGCUUCUUGCGGACUUGCAAUGCUGUGCACCUCCUGCGUCAGAUGUGUCAGCUCUACAGCGUGCUGGUACCAGGGUUAUCCGAGCCGUUCUGCGGUGCUGCCGAAGUUCUCCCCUGCCCCAACAACAACAACAUGGAGGAGGAGGCCCACCACACCGCUGCCGAACAGGUCCUCAAGGCCAUGGGUCAUGCCUAG